CUGAAAAAAGAACAGAGUCUUACAUCAGGAGCCGAGCAGGACAGGAGACAGGGCUAGGGGGCACACAGGUGUCUGUGAUGGCUGAGCAGAUCGUGGGGAUUCUGGAUGAGCUGAAAGGAGAAGAAUUUGAAAGGUUCACACUUUAUUUAAAUGACGAGGUGCUACAAGGAUGUGGACCCAUUCCACAGGGUCAACUGGAAGGCAAAAAAGUGGCAGGGGUUGUGAAAUUGAUGAAGAGUUUCUAUGGUAACAAGAUGGUGAAUAUCACACUGGAGAUCUUAAAGAAAAUUGAUCGAAAUGACCUUAUUCAGAGACUGGAGAGCAAUCCUAAAAUGGAUGAAUCCAUAAAAAGAGCCCAAGAUGACCUGAAAACUCAUCUCAGGAGGAAGUGUCAAUGCAUAUUUGAACAUGGCCUCCUCAAUAAGAUCUAUACAGAGCUCUACAUCACAGAGGGGGGAAGUGGGGAGGUCAAUAAUGAACAUGAGGUCAGACAGAUUGAGACAGCAUCCAAGAAACAAACCACACAGGAGACUGCAAUCCUCUGCAAUGACAUCUUUAAGCCUUUACCUGGACAAGAGAAACCCAGAACUGUGCUUACAAAGGGCAUUGCUGGCAUUGGGAAAACUGUCUCUGUGCAGAAGUUCAUUCUGGACUGGGCAGAAGGAAAAGCCAAUCAGGACAUUGAUUUCAUCUUCACUCUUCCUUUCCGAGAUCUGAAUUUGGAGAAGGAAAGAGCAUUCAGUCUGAUGCAACUUCUGCAGCACUGCUUUCCACAAAUGAAAGAGAUCAAAAGUGUUGAAGGUGAUGAAGUCAAAAUGGUGUUUAUCUUUGAUGGUCUGGAUGAGUGUCGACUUCCUCUAGAUUUCCAAAGCAAAGAAAUCUGCCGUGAUGCAACAGAGUCAUCAUCAGUGGAUGUGCUGCUGACCAACCUCAUUAAGGGAAAUCUGCUUCCCUCUGCUCUCCUUUGGAUCACCUCCCGACCAGCAGCAGCCAGUCAUAUCCCUCCUGAGUACAUCCACCAGGUGACAGAGGUACGAGGGUUCAAUGACCCACAGAAAGAGGAGUACUUCAGGAAGAUAAUCAAAGAUGAGAACCAGGCCAGCAGAAUUAUCUCACACAUAAAGUCAUCCAGAAGUCUCUACAUCAUGUGUCACAUACCAGUCUUCUGCUGGAUUUCUGUUCGUGUUCUAGAGACAAGUUUGAGUAAAGCAGAGAAUGGAGAUCUGCCCAAAACUCUGACUGAAAUGUACACACACUUCCUGCUCAUUCAGACUAAUGUGAAGAAUAAGAAGUAUCAUGGCACUGAUGAGACAAAACCAGAGAUCUCAGAGUCAGAUACAGAAAUCAUCCUGAAACUGGGGCAGCUGGCUUUUCUACAGCUGGAAAAGGGCAACCUGAUAUUCUAUAAAAAAGACCUCACAGAGAGUGGCAUUGUUGCCAGUGAAGCGUCAGUGUACUCUGGGGUGUGCACAGAGAUCUUCAAAAAGGAGUGUGGGUUGUAUCAGGAGAAGGUCUACUGCUUUGUGCAUCUGAGCAUUCAGGAGUAUCUGGCUGCCUUGUUUGUGUUUCAUUCUUGUGUAAAUGAGAACAGAAAUGCACUCCAAGCAAAAAAAUAUCGCAGUGACAGAGUGCAGCUGUCUGAAUUACACAGGAGUGCAGUGGAUCAGGCCUUAGAGAGUAAGAAUGGACACCUGGACCUUUUCCUCCGAUUCCUGCUUGGCCUCUCUCUGGACUCCGUUGAGACUUUCUUAAGACGCAAAAGAAAUCCCAUUGUUACAUUCUUUCAAAGACUAAGGACACAGCCAGAAAGCAGAUCAGAGAGCAUUGAGAAAACAGUCCGGUACAUUAAGGAGAGGAUCAGAGAGGAAUCUUCAGCAGAGAGGACCAUCAAUCUGUUUCACUGUCUCAAUGAACUGAAUGACAACUCUCUAGUGCAGGAAAUCCAGAAUUCCCUGAGAUCAGGAAAACUUUUUGAUAAAAAGCUGGAACCAGACCAGUGUUCAGCGCUGGCCUUUGUGUUACUGAUGUCAGAGGAGAUCCUGGAUGAGUUUGACUUGAAGACCUACAACACAUCAGCAGCAGGUCAUCAGAGGCUGGUACCUGUAGUCAGGAACUGUAGGAAGGCCAUACUGAACAACUGUGAACUCACACAGAAGUGUUGUAAUAUUGUGGCCUCAGCUCUCCAGUCAUCAAACUCACCCCUGAGAGAUCUGGACCUCAGCUACAAUAACCUGGGAGAUUCAGGAGUGGAACUGCUCUGUGCUGGACUGAGGAGUCCAAACUGUAAACUACAGAGACUGGGACUGAACAGCUGUAACCUCACAGAGAAGUCAGGUGAUAUUGUGGCCUCAGCUCUCCAGUCAUCAGACUCACCCCUGAGAGAUCUGGACCUCAACUACAAUAACCUGGGAGAUUCAGGAGUGGAGCUGCUCUGUGCUGGACUGAUGAGUCCAAACUGUAAACUGCAGAGACUGGGGCUGGGUUGGUGUAAUCUCACAGAGGGCUGCUGUGAUGUUCUGGCCUCAGUCCUGCGUUCUUCUCACUCAGAGCUGAGAGAUCUGGAGCUCAGAGACAACGAGCUGCAGGAUUCAGGAGUGAGAGCGCUGUCUGCUGGACUGGAGGACCCACACUGUAAACUGCAGAGAACGGGGCUGUCAGGCUGUAGAGUCACACAGAGAGGCUGUGAUUCUCUGGCUUCAGCUCUGUGUUCAAACCCCUCACAUCUGAGAGAGCUGGACCUGAGAUACAAUCACCCAGGAGACUCAGGAGUGAGAGCGCUGUCUGCUGCUAAACUGGACACACUCACACUGCUUGUGGACCAUGGAGGAGAGAACAGGACCAAACCAGGACCCAGGAAAUACGGCUGUCAGCUCACACUGGAUCCAAACACAGCGUGCAGAGGGCUGUCUCUGUCUGAGGGGAACAGGAGGGUGACACACACAUGGGGGAGAGAGCAGCCAUAUCCUGAUCAUCCGGAGAGAUUUAAGUACUGGCCCCAGGUUGUGUGCAGAGAGAGUGUGUGUGAGCGCUGUUACUGGGAGGCUGAGUUCAGUGUGUCUGAGGGGGGGGGGGGGGUUUCUAUAGCAGUGACAUAUAAAGGAAUCAGCAGGAAAGGAGAGGGUUCUGACUGUGGAUUUGGAUUCAAUAAAAUCUCCUGGAGUCUGGAGUGCAGUAAACUCAGUGACUCUGAUAAACUCAGUUAUGCUGUCUGUCACAAUGAGAACCUAACAGACAUACCUGUCCCCCCCUCCCCCUACCGCAGAGCAGGAGUGUGUGAUGAUGCUCGUAGAGGAGUGUGUGUGUACAGGGUAGGAGUGUGUGUGGACCUUCCGGCCGGCACUCUGUCCUUCUACAGCGUCUCUGACUGUGACACACUGACCCUCCUGCACAGACUCCACACACACUUCACUCCACACACACCCCUCUGUGCUGGAUUUUAUGUGUGGAGGUCCUCCUCAGUGUCCCUCUGC
Messenger RNA from Anguilla anguilla (European eel), 3470 nucleotides. Its product is annotated as NACHT, LRR and PYD domains-containing protein 3-like. NCBI's taxonomy places the organism in Eukaryota, Metazoa, Chordata, Actinopteri, Anguilliformes, Anguillidae. The transcript is spliced from 10 exons. The record is from RefSeq and is a predicted model, not a curated record. The annotation marks the transcript as partial. Gene Ontology annotation, molecular function: protein binding.